Molecule: messenger RNA, 1064 nt
Organism: Liolophura sinensis
Lineage: Eukaryota; Metazoa; Mollusca; Polyplacophora; Chitonida; Chitonidae
Product: desert hedgehog protein B-like
Exons: 5
Coding region: 213-815 (200 amino acids)
Biological process (GO): multicellular organism development; protein autoprocessing; cell-cell signaling
Source: RefSeq, a predicted model, not a curated record
UGAAAAAACGUGGAAGUGACAUAGUUUUGGUGAAGGAGGAUUAUGAGCUUACGCAUGAACCAGUGUCACACGGGGUUAAGGAGUCAUGUGACUGUCGAUGCCGGAAGCUUCACUCCAGUGAAGACUGGAAAUGCUGCCGGUGUGUAUGGACUGACGAGGUUUGUUUCCCUGGUGACGCGCACGUGCAGCUUCCAUCUGGGCACUCAAUCCCUAUGUCUGCCCUCAAAGUCGGCCAGAAAGUGUUGACGGUGAAUGAGGACGGAACGCCUAGCUACACGGAAGUGUUGACUUUUCUUAAGCGUCAUCCACGGACUGACGCUGUGUACUGGAAUAUCAGGACAGACAAGUCCAACAUACGCAUGACGCCACGUCAUAUUGUCUUCACAUCCGCGUCAAACGACACGGCCACAAGGCAACCCAGAUUCGCUCAUGACGUUUCGGUUGGGGAUUACCUCUUCAGUGCCAGCUCAUCCAACAUCACUUCAUCGAAAGUCCUGGAAAUCACCAGUCAAAUUAUGACAGGUGUAUACGUUCCCCUGACGGAGACUGGUACUUUGGUUGUUGACGAACUACUGGCGUCCUGCUACUCGUCCGUAGACCAUUACAUUGCACAUGCAUUCGUUACCCCGAUUCGGUGGUUUCCGUCUUUGUUCCGAUUUCACGGAGAGGAUUAUGGGAUGCCCGGGUAUGUCUCCUUCAUGAAGUGGCUGGCACAUAAGAUCCUUCCAUCGACUUAUCAGGGUCGGUAUGGACAGAAGAAAAGCGGUGGAGAAUUAACAUUUACUGGGGCGCACUUUAUGAGUUUGGAUUUAUGAACACCGUGUGAAAAUGGACAUACGGAAUACCCGAAUCGUGAUGCUUUUGUGUCUGGUCUCAAUGUCUGCUGAAUUUAUCUUUUUUUUUACAUAAUAUGUGGAAUAAUCUGUAAAUAAAUUAUUUGAUAUAAGUUUUAUGCUUUGUUGUUUGAAAACAUUUUUGAAUAAUUUACGCCUGUGACCGUGAAAUAUCACUACGCCACAUACAGUUUCAGCGCACUUUUUUCUCGCUUGUAAGACGUCAAGCAC